Lymnaea stagnalis (great pond snail) is the source of this 24015-nucleotide messenger RNA. Lineage: Eukaryota; Metazoa; Mollusca; Gastropoda; Lymnaeidae. The record is from the annotation of a GenBank genome assembly.
UUUAAACAUAAUUUUAUUUUUUAAUUACACCUCGUUCUUUUUCAAAGUAUUCACAAUAUAUUAUCGCUGAAACUCACUAAAUUAAAUUUGCAUUUGUUGUUUUUUAUGGGUUUUAUAGGAUUUUCUAUUCUCUGGCUUACUCGAUUUUUUGUUAACAAGGAAAAUGACUAUGCUUGGGGUAAGGAGACUUUCUGCAUUGUUUAGAAAUAUUCGGAACUUAUGGUUUCCAUUUAACUUUACUAUAUAAUUUAAACGUAUCACAUCUGUAAAUAAUUAUUUAUUUACUUUCGUUUAAUGCAUAAAAAGUGACACUAACGUAAUACUCAAAAUUAAGAGACUUACUCGGCGACGACAGUAGACAGCAGAGUAGACUCCAGUCCAGUGAAUGUUGACAGUUGUUUAUUCACUACUGUUUACUGUCAGUGUCGCUGACUACUCUGUGUUUAGGCUACAGGCUAGUGUAGGUAGAAGUAAACUAAAAUCUGUUAGUGUAGUGUAGAUCAGGGGGUCAUAAACUAUUUUUUUCACAAGGGCAAAAGAGAUCUUGUGGGGCUAUAGGCUACUAGACUAUAGUAUAAGUAUAAGUUUAAGUAUAAGUCUAGGCUAUGGCCCCAUCCAUGGGGGCUGGAUUAUACUGGAUGGAUUGUGAUAAAAUCAAGUUGGCCUAGGCCUAAUUAAAUCAAUCAAUUGUAUGUAGUAUUAGUAUGUUCAGAAUAAACCACAAGCCACAUUUUUAAAACUUCAAAGGAUUAUUUGAAGGUUGGUGGGUAGGGUGAUAUCACAUCUUUUAUACUUAUACUAGUAAUUACUAGUUAAGGCUGGUUUUGAGUUAGCGGUAAGGCCGAUGAUUUGUUCCAUGAAGGUUCCCCCAGGUCAAAUUUCCGUCUACAGUUUACAGUGCCAUACUAAAAAGAUUUCGAUGUUUGUAUUUACAUAAUGCAAGUUAUUGUUUUUCUUAUCUUAUAUUUGUUGUUAAAUUGGGGAGGGCUCCCCUCCCCAGAGAAUUUCUAUGUUUCUUAUUUUGGUAUUCAAAGUGAGUGGAGGGGUUUGGGGAGGUGAGAAUUCCUAGAAGAUCAUUCCAAAUGCAAUUUAAGUAAAGCAGUAGUCUUCCCUUUGUUACCUAAGUUUCAACAUAUGGGUAUUUUGAUUUCAAUUAAUCAGAAUACAGCAGUUUUGGUGGGCGUCUUUUUUUCACCGGUGUUGGGUCUUGGGGUAUCAGCAAAGAUGUGUUUCUUUUCUUUUGAAACGUGUAAGUUGAAUUUUAAUACAGAUUAUUGAAACAUUUUAUUUCAAUAUACUUCAUAUUAACUGUAUCGUUUAAAAUGCAACUAAAUGCUCAGUAAAGAACAGGAAUGUUAAUUAUAACACACAUCAUUCGGGUCCUUCAAAGAAAAGAUCUAUUCACCCUAAGUCCAGUGUUGGGAUUCCCCAAUGUGAUGUUACUGCGCUUAGGGUGAGAAAACUCUUGGCAAACUGAUACUAUUAACUCAAAAUUUACCCUAGUUAAUUGUUAAUGAUGCAGCCAAAUAAAGUAUGAAGGCCUUAAAGUUAAAGUUAAACAGAUCACAUACAAUAGUCUACUCUGUCUGAAAGGUGCAGAGAUCUAGUGAAUAGUCUUAACCUAAUGAUAUUUCGUAAACAUUAAAAAAUACCAAAGUAUACUUAAUUUCUUUUUUCCUUUUGAUCUUACACUUUACACAAAGUUAAGUUGGCCCCUAUGUUUAAUUAAAAUUUUUAGGUACAUAGUUGGAAGGAAUUCUAUAAUUAUAUUAUUUUCUUUAAAGCAACAAGGGCAGUGCAAAUUUGAUGAGAAAUGGCCUUCUAUGAGACCCACAGUUCUGAAACUGCUCAGACAAGAAUCAGUACCUAGACAAGAAUGGCAUGAUUUAUUUUGGUAAUACUUUCCUUUAUGGAUUUUUUUCUACUUUAAAUGAAAUUUCUGUUAAUAUUACUAUAUUUUUUUUCAAAAAUAUUUAAUAAGAUUAUAUUUAAUAGAAGUUUUAUAAAUGCCCUUGUAAAUCUUAUAUAAUGUGAAUUUUGUCUAUUGCUUCUAAUGGCAGUUAAGAGUUUAAUUUCAUUUAACAGUCACCAAAAUGAAAAUGAUCCAGAGUUAUAUUUUUUUUUAAAAUAAGCAUUUUUAUCUUUUACUGAAAAUAGAAAGUGAAAAAAUCUUUCUUUAAAGAUAUCGUAAGUGCUAUUACAGUGUUUGUUACAAAUAAUAAUAACAAGUUUUUAAUUUGAAAAGCAACAAACUCUAAAUUUAUAUGAAAUGUUCUUUUUUACCGUCAUUGCAGGGCUAAGUGAAAUAAACUUAAUGAUGGGUUAACUUAUUACAUUUUCUAUAUCAUACUUUAUUUAUGUAGGUCUAUAUUUAAAAUUAAUAUUGAAAAUGUAAUAAUUUAACCCGUUAUUAUGUUAAUUUUUUUAAUAUGCCAUGUACAAAUAAUUUUCAUACCUAAUGUCUAUUUAUACCAUCAUUAAAUUCACUAGCAUGCCUGAUUAGUCACCUGUCUACUUUUAUAGGUUAACCGUAAUUUGUGUCCCAUUUUAAGGUUAUUCCAUUGCAAUGUAUUAUUUAAUAAAUGGAAAUAUUUGCAUUAGUUAAAUCAAUCAACAUUUGCUGAAAAAUUCCAUUUCAGCGUUUUGAGGUAUGAGAUAUGAUUUUAUCAAAAGUGGUGGUUUGGGGGUGGGGGUCGUUUAAAUGCUAUGAGAUUAUAAUUAGAAUCAAAACUCAUUUAAUUGAUUUCAUUAACAAUUAUUUGUAAAGUUUUCAGCUAAAAUUGUGUGAGCUGACUGGGUUAUGAAUAUAUGUAUGGACAUAAUUUUAUAUUUAUUUAAUGUACACAGACAUUUUUUGUCAUGUUUUGUAUUUGAUAUUUGUUAAAAAUAAAUUAUUAUUACUUUCAUCAUUAGGUAUGUGCAUUCUGUUUGUAUGUGGGAUGAAAAAGAAGGCCCAACUCACAUUUAUGAAGCACUAGAGAAGGAUAUUCUUGAAUUCAUUAAACAAGCUCAGAGCGUAAGUAGGAAUGUCUGAUUUGAUUUAAUAUGCAAUUUGACAAUAUAAAGUUAUACUUGCAAAGGGUCAUUCAUGAAUGAUGUUGGGCAAUUUUAUACAUCAUUUUAUUAUAUUGUUAAAUAUAUACAAAUUAAUUUGUCUAAAUAUUAGGAAAAGAUUUUAAUCCUGAAGCUCUUAAAAGUCCAAUAUAAACUGCUUAAAGCCUAGAGGUCUAUUUAAAGAUUAAGAUAUGAUAAUGUUGAAGGUCAGUCACCGUAUUUUUGGAAAGAAAAUGUGUAAUAUUAUAAUAAGAAUCACUUUGGUGUUAUAAGAAUCACUUUGGUGUUCUAAAGAAACAAAAACUAAUAAGCAACAAAAUACUUGUCUGUCUUAUUGGUGAUUCAGCUUUUCUUCUAACCUUUGUAUUAGCUAAAACUUGUAGCAAGUACAUUAAAAUCUCUUUGGUAGCUGGCUAACGAAACUUAAAAAGCAAAGCCACUGAAUCACUUUUCGAUUUAUUACAAACACAGUUCUAUAUUUUAGGCAGCUGUAAAAAACAGCAGAGAAGCAUUACUCAAGUAUUAAAUUUCAUAAUGUUGUUGGUGGAAAAAUAAAAAGAAAUUAGUGUAAAAUAAACUAGAUGAUUUUUUUAAUAUAGCUGAUUAACUGUUAUCUCUUUCUUGCUUUUAAUCUUGCGUUUCUAAAACUUUUGUAUUCUUCGUGACCAACUAAAAUUUUGUCAUUUAUACCUUUAUAGUGUAAAGCAGAUUUGAAUGUCUUAAUAGUUUUUAUAUAUUAUGAUAAAUACCCAUAUACUCUUACUAACUAAAACUUUUAGCGGUGAUUAUAAAAAUUUGAUAACUUAAUUCUAUCAUCAGUUGUAAUGUUGUAUUUUCAAAAUUGUAUCACGCAAAACAGAUAGGUUUAUCAUUUUCUGAUAUGUUUAAACUUUCGAGUUGGAAGGAAGAAAAACAACAGUCUUGUAAGGGAACGAAUGCAACUUCUUGGAUAGUAACUGCGAUCUCCACAAGUUUACUCUUCACUCUGUGAUUUGAGGGCUCCAGCAGAACUAGCUCUUCUCAUCCUGUUCUUAUCAAUUUUAUUUUUGAAUCUCUUAAUUUCGCAGCAAUGAUGUGGGAACAUUUCAGCAAUUGAGGUUAAUCUUUCACCAUGAGAAGUCAAUACAAGGUUUUCAGAUGGAAUGCUUUUAGAAAAUUCAAAGAAAUUUCCUUUUUUUGCACGCUUUAUUUAUGAAAAGUUCAUCUGGCUUACUAAUGAACUUACUGAUAUUGUUACCCAUUAUCAAUUGUUAAAUUAAACAUUAGUAAGCGCAAAAGAAAAAAAAAUCCUCUAUCUGAAUACUAAUACUGACUUGGCGAACUGGUUGCAGAAAAUUUCUUCUAAAUGUUUAUUAUUGUAGACAAUUUUUGUUUAUAAUCUAAAACAUUUUAUCACUUAUCUAAAACUUAUUGUUGUAGGUAUAAGAAAUGGUUUACAUAUUUUUUAAUUUUGUUUUAUUUACUUAGAGAUUUUUGUGAUUUUUUAAAAUUUUUGCCAGAGAGUUCUUCAGCAUAGAGAAGAGUCAGCUCUACUUCGUGCAUAUAUAGCAGAAUGGGGGAAAUUUUUUACUCAGUGUGACUAUCUUCCAAAGCCUUUCACUCAGUUGGAAGCUAAUCUUAUGGGAAAGUUGCAUAGUAGCAUGCCAAAAAAAUCUCAGGCACCUGAUGAAAGUCUAGUCAGAAAGGUUUGAAUGUCAAUUAUUUGUCAACAUAGCUCAUUCUUCUCUGUUUUCAUGUUUUAAAGUGAGAGAACUAAUGCUUGCAAAUUCAAUUUUUAACUGAAAAUCCUAUUGAAUUAGUAGAAUUAUACAUUUUUCUUAUUUUUUUAAACUCAUGAAGGCAAAUUCAGAACCAUGAGCAAAUUUUUCUACUUUGGAUUUAGUUUUAAAAAGCAAUCAAUUAAGAUUUCUAAAAUUUAUUUAGUUUGAUCAGCUGGUAUAAUGAAUAUUUUGAACCCAGAAAAUUAGUGAGAUUGACAGAGUUCUUUUAAUUUAAUUUUUCAGUUGAUGUUGGACAGUUGGAAUUCAAGUAUAUUUUCCAACAUUAAAGACAAACUGCAAUAUAGUGCAAUGAAACUUGUCCAUGCAGAGCGGCAUGGUGAAGCUUUUGAUACCCAACUCGUUAUCGGAGUUCGGGAAUCUUAUGGUUAGUUUUGAAAUGUUAAAUAUUUAUUCUAACAUGUUCAACUUCAAGCUUCUUUAGAAAUUCAAAUACAGAUUUAUCUGUUCCUUUUUUUUUUUUUUUUAUAAAUUAUACAUUAUUUUGUCAGAUAUCCACUUAAUUAUUAUUAUGUGUAUUGAUUAUCCCUUAUUUCAAGCAAGAAAUAAUAGGAAUUUCUACAAGUUUUACUAUAAUUUUUACACUAAAAAUUCUUUAGAAAUUCAAAUACAGUUUUAUCUGUUCCUUUUUUUUUUUUUUUUAUAAAUUAUACAUUAUGUUGUCAGAUAUCCACUUAAUUAUUAUUAUGUGUAAUGAUUAUCCCUUAUUUCAAGCAAGAAAUAAUAGGAAUUUCUACAAGUUUUACUAUAAUUUGUACACUAAAAAGAGUAGGGAUAAAAUAUGCCAGACUAAUGGGAUGGUUAAAUUUAAAACUUAAUGGAAUUUAUGGUUAAAAACCUUUUAAAUCACUAUAAUUUACCUAAAUUAUAAAAUCUGAAAAUAAAUAUACUGUAAAAGGUUAUAAACUGAAUACCUUUUUAAAUUUAACAUUACUUUUAUUUAAAUGUCCAAUAGGAAUAAAAAAGUUUUUUCAUUCAAAAGAUAAUAAAAAACAUUUAAAUAAUUGUAAAGAAAUUAAAAAAGUUCAUCACUGAUAAUUUGGUGCAAUCAAAUUUUUUCCAAAUUUAAAAAUAAAAAAAGUGUACCUUUGAUUUAUCAUUAGUUAAUUCAAAUGCAUAUGUUUUAUCCUGAAGUCAGGGAAUUUACAAAUAAAAGCCAAACUAUGGCCCUGUUAUAAUUCCAAAUUAACUUUUAAUGUACUCAUAUGUUGUGUUGUUUACAGUCAAUCUUAGCUCAGACACAGAAGAUAAACUUAAGAUUUACUGUGAAAACUUUGAAAAGGCUUACCUUGAAGCUGCUGAAAACUUCUAUAAGCAGAAUGCUCCCACUUACUUAGAACAGAAUGGUGUGCAAAAUUACAUGAGGUAUGCAGAUAACAAGCUUAAAGAAGAAGAAGCAAGGGCUAAACGGUAUUUAGAGACUGGCUAUGGGUGCAACUCUGUCAAUAGUGUAAGUUAUUCUUGUGUAAACUAGUCUUAAUGUUUUAAAAUAAAUGUGGGGGGAGGGGGUGAAUCUAAACUAUUAGCUUAAAAAAAUGUAAAUAUGCUGUGGCAUCCAUGCCAACCUGUAUAAUUUACCUGUACUUUUUACAUUUUUCUGGAAUUUCAAAAGUAUUUAGUGCAAUAUUUCAAGGAUUUAGAAUAUAUAACUAUGUCAAUGUUUGCACAUUUGCAGCAACAUUAUAAUUUUGUCACAUUUAUAGAAGACUUCAAAAGCUUUAUAACAUGCAAACAAUACUUUGACUUUAUAAAUAUCUUAAUUUCUAGUAAUUUCUCUAAUUGUUAUACAUUAUGUUAAUUUCCUUUUUUACGGCAGCAUUAGAUUGUACACUAGGUUUAUUAUUAUUGUGUGUAUUUAAAUUACUUGUGCAUAUUUCAGCAAUUGAGGCUUUAGAGAUUUAUAGUGCCAUCAGUUUUAACUGCUUCAAUAUUGUAAUUUAUGCUAAAAGUUGUGACUUGGACAUUUAAAAUAGUUCUAACAUUAAAAAAUACUAAUUGCUUCCUUCUUAUUCUAUUUCCAGUUGAUAGAUUGCUGUGUUCGAGCUUUAGUAACUAGUUUCAAAGACACAAUUCUUGCUGAAUGUGCUAGUAUGAUUAAAAAUAAUGAAACUGAAAGUAAGUUUAGUUUUUACAUUGAAAUGAUUACAAAUAAAUGUCAUGAUUUUAAUUGUUGAGCGUUCAAUAGUAAAAUAUAUUAUUAUUUUCUUGAGCCAGACGAUAAAGAAGGAUGUUGACAGUGGGUCACAAGUAUUUAUAUUUGGAAAUGUUAGAUGUAGAUCAUUUAAAUUGCACAGUUCAUGAAAUAUGCAUUUUAAUAACUGUGCAAAUCAGUGCUUUACAAAGUUUUCAACUUGGUGACACUUUUUGUACAUUCACCAUUUCAGGAAAGUCAUUCAGAUUUCCUAUUGAGGGUGGGUUGGGGAAAAAAUGGUGGGGGAUGUUACCCAUUUUCACAUAUGGAGACACAAACAUAAAGAAAUGUAUGGUGAGACAAAAUUUCUCAUGAAACACUUUUAAUCCUUUUUUAAAAAACAUUAUUUGUUUGAUAAUAAAAUAAGUUUCCAAAAUUAAUUUACUUGCUAUUUAUGAGUUAUGAGGGGAUACAGAGUGACCUUGCAUAUGCCAUGUGACUUACAUGCCAUGCUGAUUGGCUUGUUUGUCUUAAAAAUCUGUGAAUGUUGGUAUAGUUUAUUUUUGUGCAACACUCACCAUUCCGCUAACACACAGUUUAGAAAGCACUAGCAGAAAUACUCAGUCUGAUUAAAGCUUGUAUAAACUAUGUCAGGCUGCAUUUUCAGACUUGACAAUGAAUUAUAAGGUUUAAAAAGGAGAAGAAAAGAAAAAAGAAUGAAAUUAGAUUUACAAUAUUUUUUUAAGGUCCUGAUAAUUGUGCAAAAGGUGUGUAUUACAUUAUCUGUAUACAUAAAGUGCUGAUCCCAUAAGGAGAACCUGCUAUAAUGAAUAAUGCCAUCAUUGAGGAUCAUUUAAUUGGACUGCAUUUGACUUUCAAAUUUCUACAACCACGCCAUGAUCGUAUUAUAUUUAAUUUAUAUACAAGUUCAUCUAAGAGUCUUGCAAGCCUGAGCUGCCUUAUGGCUACGAUCCCAUGUCUAAUAACUAAGAGACAACCCCAACAGACCAUGAAAAUUCCAAUAACUCCUGCAAUGACCCUAGUGGUAAUCUGUAUCAUCCACUUAAUUUUCAUUUGGGAUCACCAUGCACAUGUGGAGAGGGGAUCUGCUGACAGGGAACCAGCUUAUUGUCCUAACAAAAUGCCAGGUCUUGUGAUUUUGUCAGUGAAAACCAGACCAUUAUCUCAUUGAGACAGAUUUAUUGUCUUUUCGUCAUUUGCUAAGUCGAGGCACAUUCAGAUGAAUAAAUUUUCAUUGUUCCAUUUUAUUUUUAGAGCUUAGGCUCAUGUUCAGCUUGAUGGACAGAGUAACUGAUGGCAUUCAGCCUAUGCUGCAAGAUCUUGAAAAUCAUAUCGUCAACCAGGGACUGGCUGAUAUGAUGUCAGCUGCUGAGACAAUAACAACAGUAAGUUGAAUCACAUUUUAUGAUGAAUUUGUGGAAUACAUUUUUGAGACCAAAGAAUGGUCCCCUUGUACCAUACACUGAAUGUGCAAAACAGAGGGGAAAAAUAAAAAAUUUGUCAAUUUUAAGACAUUGGUUCAAAUAGUUUUAACAAAUUAUAACUCUAGAACUAGAACCUUAAAGGUUGUGUUUAUAUUGGAACAGCUUGGUCAGCUGUAGAACCCUUAGCUGGUAUUUUUAUUGGUUGAGCGUAGUUAAAAUUAAACAUUUAAUGUCAAUAAUACGUUUUUUUUAUGAGAUAUUAGGUAAACUGAAGGUAUAUUUUAAUUUUGUUUUAUUUUGAAAUGGCUGAAGCUCACAUUAAAAUGUAGGAUCUGCUUCGUUUAUUACAAACAAUUAAAGUCUUCAACCGCUGCUAUUAUUAGACGUAAUGAUUUUAAAAAUUUAACUUAACCUAUCUUUCUGAUUUAAAAUUUCUUUAGGACUCGGAAAAAUAUGUAGAACAGCUCCUAGAACUUUUUAAUCGAUUUAGUCAGUUAGUUUCUGAUGCCUUCAAUGAUGAUCCCAGAUUUUUAACUUCAAGAGAUAAGGUAAGGGGUUUUAAAAUUGUUUUUAAAAUUCACAAUAUAUUUAUUAAAGUUACAGCAAUUCAACUUUUAAUUCCUAAAUGUAACUGCAGAUAUAAUUAACUUAUUCAUGAUCUGUUAUAAGUGUAUUAAUCUACUUGUUGCUAUAGCUGCAGUUGAUACUGUCACCUUUUUAGAUUGUGUGAAAUAUAAAUAAACACUUAAAAGGUUGUGGAUCACAAUUAGAUUAUGACUAGAGUCAAAAUAUUUUGUGUCUAAUAGAAAUGUUUGUAGUUUCAAGAUAUCUUUGUUUUAUUCAGUUUCUAAACUAAUUAUUUUGUUUGUCAAUUUCAGGCUUAUAAAACUGUGGUAAAUGAUACAUCAGUAUUUAAACUUGAAAUACCUGUAAAAAAUAAAGGGUAAGUGUUUGGUUAAAAAUGUUUUUGACAGUUACCAAUUUCUUUUUUGCAUAGAGAAAGAAUUAAAUGUUAAAUUUAUUGCAACUUCCAGAUUAAUAGUACUAAGUGACUUAACUCCAAAAUGUUAACAAUUGAAUCUAAGAUUCUUGAGAGAGUUGUGUCACAGCAGCUUGUGCAGCAUCUAAACACUUACGACUUACUUGACAAGUUUCAAUCUGCAUAUCGACCUGGGCACAGCUGUGAGGCAGCACUACUCCGUGUUAUGAAUGAUGUUCUUUGUAGUGCUGACCGUGGCGAUCUAACAAUUUUGGUUCUGUUGGAUCUCAGUGCUGCCUUUGAUGUGAUCGACCAUGAGCUUCUUCUGUCAAGACUUCUGAAUGUGGCAGGCAUUACUGGAAAUCCACUUCGCUGGUUUUCUUCUUAUCUGACUGAAAGGACUCAGCGUAUUGUAGUGAAGCAGGCAUCUUCCAUGGACACUUCCGUUACCUGUGGUGUGCCACAGGGCUCAGUUUUAGGACCUAUUCUGUUCUCCAUGUACACUAGCCACCUGGGCAAAAUUAUUGAAAGUCAUCAUAUUUCCUGCAAAAUAUUUGCAAACAACACAGAACUAUACAAGUGUUUCCGCCCUGAUCCCUUGGAGUGUGCUACUGCUGUUCAGGCUAUCAAGGACUGCUGUCUUGCUGUGAAAGAUUGGAUGUCAUCAAACAGACUAAAAUUAAAUGAUGAUAAGACUGAGGCAAUUAUUUGUGGUUCAGACGCCAAUCUUCGGAAAGUUAGUUAUCCUCGACUGUCAGAGAUCUUGGUUUUUAUAUUGACAGUAAACUUAGUAUGAGUCCCCAUAUCAGUUCUGUUGUCAAUGCAUGCUUCUGUCAUCUGCGUGCCCUGGGUCAGGUACGUCCUCAACUCUAUAGGAGAACAGCCAAUGCUGUAGCAGUAACUCUAAUUAAGAUUAGAUUACUGUAAUAGUUGUUUGUGGGGUUUACCUCAGAACCAAAUUCAGAGACUCCAAAAUAUACAAAAUACUGCAGCACGCAUUGUAUCGCGGAUGAAAAAAUCUGACCACAUCACCCCAGUUCUACGAGAUCUCCAUUGGGUUCCUGUGAGUGAGCACAUUAACUACAAAAUUCUGUCCCUGGCUUACAGCUUCAUAGAUGGCUGAGCACCGGAAUAUCUCAAGGAAAUGAUUUAUAAACAUGUAUUCAUGAAGAGCCUGCGGUCUUCAACACAGUACUUGCUGAGUGUUCCUAGUGUGGAUAAACACAGAAAAAAAGUCUUACUGAGUGCACUCUUUUGAAAUGAUAGCGCCAAAAUUAUGGAACAGUUGGCCUCAAUCUUUGAGGGGAAUUGUAAAUGAUAAAAAAUCAUUUAAGAAACAAUUAAAAACUUUUUUGUUUAAAUAGAUUUCGGAGGACUAGAUAGCAGUGAGCAUGCUAAAAUGGCAUGGGGACCGGCGUGAUAUAAAUAUCAAAUCAAUCAAACAACAGGGAGCGCAUUGUAUCUAUGAAACACAAGUGAUGUAAAUAGUGUCCCUUUGAAUGGAUAUUAGCAUAAUUGGACAUACAAUCCACAAGAUUAACAGAUCACAUUAUAAGUGUCAUUGCAUGUUAGGGCUUUUUUAAAAUAAAAAGUUAUUGGUUGGCAUAAUACAUUGAUGGCUUUAAACUGUCAUUAAAAAUAUUUAAUAUCGUCAUAGUCCAAUAUUUCCCAUCUUUUUAUGUUUUGCCAGAACCAAGUAUUUUGUGUUAGUUAUUUCUUUAUUGAAUGCUAAGAAGUUUAUAUUUGUUAGUGUAAGACUUAGUAUUCAUUUCUGUGGAGAGUUAAUUCUUUUUAAUGUUUAUUAUUUUGUGAUAUUAUUCAUUUGUUUUCUUUUUUUCAUAAAGUACUAUAAUUCUGGAGCACUUAACUGUCUUCUUUUCAACAGUAGUAUAUUUGAAAUCUCUCUGGUUUUUUCUACACUUCCAUAAUUUUACAAUUAGUAAAUUUGUUUUUUACCUCUUAGAACAUGAAACAGUUUCAGAUUCUUUGACUAGAAGGGAGCGUAACAUUGUCUUGUCUAAACAUGACAGUAUUCUAUUUUUUUUUUAAUUAAAAAAUCUAUUGAUGCUAAUCAUAGUCAUAAAAUAACCUUUUUAUUUCUUAAUUUAUUUCAAAGGCUUGGGGCAAAAUCACAGCCUGAAUCAAAGUGCCCUGAAUUGCUGGCUAAUUUCUGUGAUAUGUUGUUGAGAAAAACCACUAUUAGUAAGCGUCUGACACCAGAAGAGGUUGACAAGAAGUUAAAAAAUGUUGUAAGUUUGUAGAUUUUAACAUUGCCCGUCUUGAUAAAAUAUUUUUUUUGUAUCUCAACUCAUAAAAUAGUUUGGGCUAAAGCAACCAUUAGUCAACUGCAAUUUAAUGUUAAAAAUGUGGACAUAAGCAUAAUGUAACCGUAAAACAUAAUAUUUUUGGCCAUAUGGUAAGCUGUUGGUGGAUUUUUAAUAUCAAGAAUUGCCUCCCCCAUUUUUCUCCGGCCGAAAAGAUAUUAAGGAAAAAUAUUGUUAUCAACAAUGGGAGUCGCUUAGUCACUUCCUUGUUUGGUCACGUGAUGUGAGUAAGCCAUCACUAGGCUGCUACACACAACAAAAGAUACUUCAUGAGUGCUUCCCCAAUGUCAUGUUAAUUAAAAAUUUUACCUUUCGUAAUAUUAUGGAAUGCAAGCGUUUUUUAAAUGAAAUACAUAAAUGUGACAAUAAAUAUACGUCAGUUAUAAUUAAAGGAAGAAAGUUAUUUCAAGAAAAAUUUGUGAGCGAUAUUCGAUGGGAACUAUCAAUACUAUUAUCGGCAGGAUGUUGUUGAGCUCCGUGCGUGCUCAUGACGUCAUUUGCGUUUUUAUUCAAUAUUGAUGCAGGAGUCAUUCCCCUUUGUUUAUUUUAUUGUUAAUUUUCAUUGGACGAAAUGUAGUGUAGUUGUAGUGUGUAGCGGGCUACUGUUGUCAAGCACUAGUGUGUUGUAUACAGUAUACCGGAAAUCUUACUCGUUUUUACUCACAUCACGUGACAAAAUAAUUGACUAAGCGACUCCCAUUAAUCAUCCAGACAAUAUAUAUUGUAGUGCAAAUUAUAUUUAUCAAGAGAAACUUUUUUCCAAGAAGCUCUAAUGUUGCUUAAAAGCAUUAAGCUGGUCCACUACGUUGGUCUGACAGAAAAUGAGCAUGAGCUCAAAUGAUCUUUUGGCUUGUUUCAAUGGUUGUCUCUUUUGAAAACCUGAUAGCAUAGAGGGAUUAUUAUUUAUUAAGAGAGACAAGGCUACAACCUUGACCUUAGGAUGAGGAAGUGUGAUUUUGUUUUCUUUGAAACGCUUGACCAUUUGUUAUGUUGAAUUAAGAACCACCAGGCUAAUGGCAGGAAGAGUGUGGGGGAAAAUAAAAACAGUGAGAGGAGUAGUUGAAAAUGAAUUUUUUUUCUCUUUUUUUUUUACUGUUCUUAAAAUUACUUUUUUUUAAAAUGUUCUUGAUAAUUUAUUUUGAUAAGGGAACAUAAAUCAUCUAUAAAUAAGCUACAUGCUUUGUAUAUCUUUUUUAUACCAGCUGUUGGUGCUAAAAUAUGUCCAAAAUAAAGAUGUUUUUAUGCGGUAUCAUAAAGCCCAUUUGACUAGACGACUGAUCUUGGAUUCUUCAGCAGACAACGAGAAAGAAGAAAAUAUGGUUGAGUGGCUCAGGGUAAGUAAUGUUUGGUUCUUCAAGUCAAAAAUGAGAAUAAGUCACAUUAUUAUUAAUUACAAUUUUAUAUAAUUAUUUUAAAUGUUAUAAUGUUAUGUAAUUUUAAGAAGAGAAAAAUGCGCUAAAAAAAAUUGAAGGGGAAAAGCUUGAAAUAAAUUUCUUAAUAGCCACAAUUGAACCUUCUCAUCCCGAAACUGCUGCUAACCAUCAUUAGUAACUAAUAGACAGGCCAAACUAGUCAUGGUUACAAUACUUUUAUAUACUUGUGAUUGUAGUGCUUGCCUCCUCAUCCUUUUAUCACUGCUUUCCUUCCCUCUUAACCAAACACUUUGCCAAUUAGCGAAACACUUUGCAAAAUUCAUGGUCUUUUUAAACAAUCAUUUUCCUAUAAAAGUUUCACUUUGUCAAAAUCAUGGUCUUUAUAACCAUAAUUUGCACUAAUUUUAACAGCUUUUCUUCUACUUUAUCCCUCUGAGCCUUUGAGUAGCUGGUACUUUUUUGUCAGCCACUGCUCAAGAACUGCAUAUACUGGUACACACCAAAACUUCUCAUGGGAGUUAAGAGAAGUCUAAGUGUUAUCUUGAAUUUUCUUUAAAUCUUUCUUAAAUGUAAUUUUUUUGUUCUCCUGUUUCCCAGGCAUAUUCUUUUGUCAAUUGACAUCAUCCACUGAUGAUUCAAAGUCAUCCCAGAUUUAGACCAUAUAAAUGCUUUUUUUCAUCAGAUGUAUUUUAAAAAUAUUUAUAUUUUUUUUGUUUUUUGUAUACAAAACACAUUGCCUUUUUUUAAUUACACAAUUAUCAAGUUACUGUGUGACUUUUACAGCUCUUAAAAAUGAUAUUUUUGAACCACUUCAACCCUGCUGUCUGGUCAUUUCUGGCUCUAGUCUGGGCUCUACAACAGCACUCCUGUCUUGAAAAAACAGUGACACCAAAGUUUUUUACUGUGCUUUGUUUCUUGUUGUAUUUUUAUUCGCUGAAGAAGCCUCUAAGCUGAAACGUUCAUAUCUUGUUGUCCUGUCUACUGAUUCAAGCUUAAGCAUGCCUAGUUCUACCACUGUCCAAAUGUAUAGAUAUCUUCUUUAAUGAAUACUUCCCAGUUCUGUGCCUGUCCCAGUAUAAAUCUCAGUUUGGUAUAAAAUAAUUUAUACUGUCUACCUUAGAUAGUCUAGUACAUGUUGCUUAUAUCAGAAAUUGGCUGGUAUCAAAUUCCAUUUUCAAUGUAACUAAGUUAGACUUUCUAACCCCUUCACACUCAAAUAAUAUUUAUUUUUGGAAAUAAAAACAAAUGUCUUACCCAUGCCGGACGCCCCCAUCGCCCAUCCUAGGUAUGCCACUUGUCACACCUACUUCUAUUGGUCCCGGUUUCAACCUUUAAAAUUGUGCUAAGCCUACUGACUUCCAAGACUUCUUUUGCUAACAUGUCAAGUAAAUAACAUAUACAUGGCAUAUUUCUGCAGGGUUUAACAUUUUUAAAAGCAAAGAGUAUAACAUGAUUAGUCUUUGCAAGAUUGAUUGAGUUACAAUGAAAUGCUGUACUUAUUCCAUUCAGGAUGUUGGUAUGCCAGCAGAUUUUGUCAAUAAGUUACAAAGAAUGUUCCAAGACAUCAAGGUCUCAGAGGAUCUGAAUUACGAAUUUAAAGAAGCUCAUAGAAAUAAUAAUGAGGGCAUUGCAGGUAAUUGACAAAUAAUAACAUCAUUAAUUUUGAACUAUUACAAUGGACUUAUAAUUGAGAGAGGAAGGUCGUGAAAAGGAAAAAAAAUUCCAAUCAAACAUUUCAACCACGUUGCAGCAUAAAUAAAAUGUAUGGGAUAAGCUGGUAUAAAUCAGUACAGCAUUAUGAUAAAAGGCUGUGACCUAACCAAUUUAGACCUGUAUUAUCAGAUAUUGACUCUAAAAAACCAGUUCGUCAUAAGAGUAACAAUUAUGAUUUAAAGAAUGUAUUUUUUAACACUCCUCUUACCAAUGAAUUAUAAAUAUUAAAAUACUCUGUUGAUAAAGUAAUUAAUUUUCAAAGGUGUUUCAACCCCGUAACUAUUUUUAAAAAAAAUACUAACUAGCUUUCCAGUGCAAUUAUCACACAAACACCAUAGAUGCGUUUAAAUGUCAUUCCAAUUAUCAUCCUGCGCACAAGGAUCUUCAAAUAGAGAAUUGUUAAAAUUUCAUUGUUUUUUUUUUUUGGUGCGAUAAGAUAGCAUAGGCCAACAACAAAAAAAAAAACUUUUUUCUUUCUGCUUUGAUUUUAGGCCUUUUCCUGUUAUGUUCAAAAUGGAGCUGGAAAUGUUUCCUUUUAAAUAUUAUUUGUAUUUGUUGCAAAUACGGUCCAAUACCAUUAUUCAAACAGUAUGAAAGAAGACUCAAGGCCAUUUCAUUAGUCUUUAAAAUAUCAACCACAUUAACAUGUGAUUUUGUAGAUAGGAAAAUAAUUGGGGUGGUUGGGGAGGGGGGAUUUGGUUUACAAUGUGGCUACACAAAGGUAUCCUUACUUCUUAUAUCUUUUGGGAAAGUAGAGCUAAACAUGAAAAUUUUUCAUGAAACCCUAGACCUCCAAGGGAAAUAUCUUGGUCUGAGGAAUAAAUGUAAUCAAUAAAGAUUUCAUAUAGCACACUUUACUUAUUAUUAUGUUUCAUACUUAAUAAAUGACAUAUGGAAAAUAUUUCAAAAACUAAGCAGAAAUCUUGUGCCAUUUUUAAAACCAACCGGUCAAAUAUACCUAGAAAUGAGUAUAACAUUAGAGGCAUCAAAGUUUGUUUCGCCAUUGUAGUAUAAAAAAAGUUUGUAAUGACCACUAAUUUAACUAUUGCAGAGUUUUUUUUAAAAAUCUAACAAUUAUUGAACUUCAACUAUUUAUAAGUAUUUGUUAUUUUUUAUUAAAAAUUAAAAAAAUUAGAUUGUUUUGGUAAUAAGGAAGCUUGCUCUAAACACUUAAGUAGAACACAGGUGUAUAAUGUUUUCACUUCCUUUUUUCUUGAAUAAAAAAGGAGAAAAGAUGUUUGAUAAUCUUGAUGUGUAUGAUACGAUUUUUGAAAUCAAUUCUAAAUAUAACAUACUGUAUCAAAUAAAUGUGAUUAAAAAAAAUGAUUUUUGCAGUAGAAAUAUUUCAGUUGAAUUGGUUUACAAAAUCAUUUUCUUAACUCAGAAAGUUUGCCUACAAGAAUUUUAAAACAUUCAUUUAACAUUUAUUUUCCUAGAUGCCAUAAAUAUAAAAAUUUUAAAUGCGGGAGCUUGGGCUAGAUCUAGUGAAAGAAUGCCAGUAUCUCUACCAUUGGAAUUAGAAGAUUACAUCCCACAGGUACUGUAAUAUAUCUCAUGAAAAAACAAAAACAAUCAUGUAAUCUUUUUAUUUAUUUUUACUUAAAAAUACAAACAGGAUUGAGGUAAUUUAAAGCAAUUGAUUUAAUUCAUUGACUUUUUUCAACAAAAUGAAUUUACUAUUGUUUAUAAAUUUGAUUAAAAAGUACAAUGAUUGGUUAAAUACUUAAAAAUAGACAUGCUUGUUUGAUAUUGAAUUUGCCUUGGUUAGGUUAAUAGGCUAAUAGGACAGGGAGGGAACUGCUAUGAUUUUCCCCAGAUGUAUUAUAAUUCUAUUAUAUUUAAAUUAAAAAUAUAUUGAUGGUAUGAAUAAUUUUGUAUUCUGUAAGGAAAGAUACAAUUUCAUUUUAUGAUUUCUCUACUAACCUCUGCUACAUCACAAUAGUUUUGAAAUAUGAUUAUAAUUGAACAGGUCGAGGAAUUUUACAAACAUAAGCACAGUGGGAGAAAGCUUCAGUGGCAUCAUGCUAUGUCUAAUGGUGUUGUAAGUUGUUUUUUUAAAUUUUAUCAAUUACCUAUGAAUGAUGCUUAAGUAGGUCUAUUACAUAUUUUUACAUUUAUAAUUUGAAAAUGUCCGUAUCCUUCAUUUAUCAUUUUCUCUUCUCAGCCAACACACUGCAUUUUUCAAAUACUCAAACAAAUCCAUGGGCUUUGAUUCUCACUCUUAGUUAUUCUAUUUAGAUAUAUUAUUAACCCAUCUCUUUAUCUGUCUGCCUUCAUUUCACUCUUCACAUAUAAUCAUAUACUUGUUUAACUGUAUUAAACAUCUCUGUGUGUCUCUUGUAACUUCUAUAUCACUCUCUUCUUUGUCUCUUUAUCUCUGUCUCUUUGUUUUUAAUUCAUUUAUUCAGUCUCUUUGUCUUAUUUCAGAUUUUUAGAAAUAAAAAUAUUGUGGUUGAUAAAAAAUGGGUACAACUACAUUGAUAAUCUAAAUCUAUUUAAAUGUUAGUUUAAUAUUUAAAUUGAACUUUUAAUUUUUAAAACAUAUGUUCCUUAGAAAUUGUGUGUAAGAAUUUAAGGUAUCUGAGUUGUUAAAUAAUUGAUUACAAAGGAACUAAGCCAUUAAAUUAACUUAACAAAAACCAACUGUUGAAAAACAAUUGGGUGGCUUAUGUUAGCUACUAUUUCAUGACAUUGAUUGAUGAAAAGAUUAUUUUAUAACUUCUAAAUUUUUUUCUGUGUCAUUGUUAAAAAAUAGAUUACAUUUUCUAAUGAUGUGGGCCGGUACGAGUUAGAGGUUACAACCUUCCAAAUGGCUGUACUUUUUGCUUGGAAUCAGCGACCACAAGAAAAGUUGUCAUAUGAAAGUCUCAAGUUGGCAACAGAACUUCCAGAUAAUGAGCUUCGGAAAACUCUACUGGUAAUAAAUCAGCUUAAUUAGAUGAGGGUAUUAAAGAAAUUGUUUCUAUAAAUAAAUAUAAACAUUUUUAGUAUUAGCUUUAUGUGACAAAUACUCCUACAGCUUAGAGGUUUCAAGAAGCAUAGUAGUGUGAUAGAGAAAUUUUCUUUUAGAAUACCUACAUGAAGCUGUUCUUUAAAAAUCUUGUCUAAUUUUCCAAUAAAUGCAAUCUAUAAAAAACAGAGCUUUUCUAUAACUUUUAUCAUUUCAUCAUAAUUAAAGAAAUUCACUUUGAAUGGAAAAGAAAUAAAACUAUUCAGGCAUUAGAUCUGUUGUUUAUGAAUUCAUAACAAAACCAUGAAGCUGUUGUAAAGAAAGAAUAACUUUAGACACUCUUCAAUAAUUACUCUAAUUAAAUGUCAUAUUAUACCACAUAUUACUAAUACUUAGUGAUAUCAUAAUCAUACUAUGUUUAUUUAAAUAAAAAUAUUUUAUUAUUUAUUAAAUUAUAAUGAUUUUAAAAAAUCUAACAAAAAUCUAUUUUUAAUAUGCUAAAAAAAGUUUAUUGUUUUUUGAAAAUCAACAAAUUAUCAAUUUCAAAACCCAUUACUGGAAAUUCUUUUAUCGUUUAAUGUCCUUAGUUCUGAUUUAUAAAUAAAACUCACUAAUUUGUGAAGAACACCUACGGCAAUGCAUUGUUAGUCAUUAUUCAAUAUAGUAUUUAAUUUUCAGAAUGAAUUUGGCUGUGCCUUCAAAUUAAAAUCAUAAAAUAUAUUCCAUUUUGAAUUUAAAAAAUAUAAAUUUGAUAAAUCUCAUAUUGUGUCUGCCCUAUGGUUCCCAGAAAUUUGUUUGAAAGAAAUUUUGUUGACGGAAAAUUUAUAGACGGAAAUUUCAAUCGAAUGGAAAUUUGGGCGAAUCUUAUUUUCAGUUCACAUUUUAAAAUUUUUGUCAAAUUUCUAUUUGAACGCAUUAUACUAUAAAGUAAAACAAAAUAAUGAGUUCAAAAAGAAAUUUCAACGCGUUACUGCAAAAUAGAUUUUACCAAAUUUCCGUUGAUCAGUUUUCGUCGAUAUUUCUUUCAAACAAAUUUCCAGAUACGCUGCCCCAUGUCUCUUGGGGAUAGUUGGGUUAAUGUUUAAAAAUAUGGCAACUUGGGUUUUAAUCUCUUAUUACCUUGACUGACUGAGAGAUGUUUGUCCUGUUUCAAAUCUUUGAGUCCUUUGGUAGAUUGAUAAUUAUAAAUUAGUUUCACCUUUUUGAGUCCUUUGGCAGAUUGAUAGUAUAUAAAUUAGUUUAAUCUUUUUGAGUCCUUUGGCAGAAUGAUAGUGUAUAGAACUAAAACUUAAAAAAUGGCAUAACUCACUGUUAAAUUUUGAAAUAACAAAAAUUAUAAGUUGUAAUGAUAAGACUGAUGCAAAUAAAUUAAUCCAGCAAUAAAAAUUUAAAUAAAAGGUGGCCAAAUAGUAUGCAGGUACUUUACUUUUAGCAAAUACAAAGAAAUUAUGUUCUGCAGGUUUAAUGGAUUGUUCUCAUAUCAUCAAAGUAAGAGGUUUUUCUUAAAAGUUAAAUCAUUUAUGAUGAGAUAAUUUUAAAGUUGUAUAAAACCACACGUUUACUAAAUUGUAAUAUUUUUUUUUUAAAUUUCAUAGUCUCUUAUGUCUUCAAAGAAUAAGAUACUUCUCAGCUCUCAUGAAAUCAAAACUUUAAGAGAUUUUAGUGAUAACACUGAGUUCUGGAUCAAUCAACAGUAUGCAUUCACGUAAGUUUAACCUUAUAGUGCAAAUUGUUUAGUUACAUUUUUAUUUGUUAAAAUUGCUUGAAUUUUUUCCAUGUCUUUCAACUAAUUAAUAUUUUUCAAUAUCAUCUAAUGCAUUUUGGUUAUGAUACUUCCUUAUUCAAGUCAGCUAUUUUUAAUAACAAUAAUUUAUUUGACUUUUACUGGUACUGAUGUUAUAUAGUAUGAGAGUUAUUUUUUUAAGAUUAAAAAAUAAUUACAUAAAUUUUCUUAAUAUUAACAUUUUAAAUGUUAUCAUAAUUUAGAUUAUUUUUAUCCAUUAUCUUAUGUUCUUAUCAAAUAAUGUGCAUCAGAUUUUAAUUAUAACAAACUUUUAUUAUUUCAAAUCAUUCAGCAAAUUUGGUAAAGCACAGAAGAGAGGAAAAACAAACCUUAUUGGUAGAUUACAGCUGACAACAGAAAAAAGUAGAGAAGAAGAUAAUGAGGGGAUUAUGCAGCUUAGAAUACUUCGUGUUCAGGUAAAGGAGAAAAAAGUAAAAACAUUUGACAUGUAAACAAAGAAAAUCUUGUGUUAAAAUAUUUUGACUGACAAAAUUCCAGGGAAGAGCUAAUAUUUUGCUUAUUAAGCUAUUGAAAUAUCUUUUAAACAAUCUGAAUAAUACUUCAAACCUUGAAAAAUUCUGUUUGCAUGCCUCUGAUUGUUUUUGUGGAGGGUACCCAUAUGUUAUGUACGCAGAAAAAGGGGAGUUCUCUGAUUAAAAUUUGCAUAAGGGAGAAUUUAGGAGGUGGGGACUAAUAUCUCUAAAUACACUAAAUGCGCUGUACACACUAAGCAGGCCUAAGGCAUCUGAUCCUUUGUUUUUUGGUGCUUAUAUUAUACUACAAUUUUAGAUGUAAGUGCGAGCACCACUGUGGCUGCAUCUGGCUGUUUAAAUGAAUAAAUUUGGGUUUUUCUUUUAAAUAUGAUUUUAAUAAUAACCACCCAUACAAGGAAAAAUUUAAACGUACAUUUAAAGAAAAAUUAUUUUAUUAAUUUCAUUUUAUAAAACAAGACAUUUUUCCUGUUACAUCUACAAAUUUCUUUCCCGCUUGAAUAAAAUAAAACUUGAAAUUUGUUUUACAAAAUGUAAUCUUUGAACUACAAAAUAUGGCUACUAUUGAUUACAACAUUUUAAACAAGUCAGAUGAUAUUAAAUUCAUUAUGUUUUUUUAUGACCUCUCCAUUUUCUACCAGUUGCUAUGCUACUAACUUGUCAACUGAUGAUAAAGUACACGCUUUAAUAAAAAUAUGAAUUGAUUGUUUCGGUAUAAUGCCAGCGGACGAUAUAUUGCAAUAGUCCAAAAACCUGUGAAAAGGAAUUUGGCGGCCCUGUUUUUGUUGCAGCAAGUAGCACAUGGUCACAGAAAGUUGAGAAUCCAUGUAAAAAAUAUGAACGCACCUUAAGAAUUACCAUUGUUGUCAUAUUUGCGACAAUAAAAACAGGCUAAUUUUCAUAGCUAUAAUGGCAGAAUGAUGUGAUCAACAUAUCAAUGUGUAACAAUGUGGAUGAAAAAAAAUGGGAUAAUGAAUGGCUCUUAUGUCAUCAUACCCAUUUCAUGAGUUUUCAGUCAUAGUUCAAAGCAAUCACCAUUUUACCUCAUUACAAGCCUUUUUACAUAACAAUUAGUGACACUUAGGCAGCAGUUAUAUUUAUUUUUCAUACUGGGUACUUUCAAAUAAUAAUAUUUCUGCUAAAAAAAAUUUCAAGCAAUCACUUUUUAAUUAUUCACAAAUCCUAUAAUUGCACAUUUAUGAAGAGGAAUUACUCUAAAGUUCAGGUUGCCAAGAAAUAAAAAUGGAAUUUUUUUCUUUAAAAGUUAUGUGGACAGUGUUUUCCAUAAACAAAAGCAUAAAUAAGACCUUUGAAUAAAUUUAAUUCUAUCCACAUAAUACUUAAUGUGUAAUAAAAAUUCCUUUCUAACAGGAGGCCAUUGUCAAGAUCAUGAAAAUGAGAAAGAAACUGACAAAUGCAGCUUUACAAACAGAGCUGGUUGAAAUUUUAAAAAACAUGUUUUUGCCUUCCAAGAAACUUAUCAAAGAACAAAUUGAAUGGCUUAUAGAACACAAGUAUAUGAAAAGAGAUGAAGAUGAUAUAAACACUUUUAUCUACAUGGCAUGAACUCGAGACUCACUGUCCUGGAAGACCAAAGAAUCUUUAACUCGGAUCAUUUUUCAAAACUUCACCCUGAUCUCUCUGAUCUGUAAGAAAAGCUUAGUAUGGAUCCCAGUGAGAGAUUUAUUUAAAAAACUUGGAUCACUGUGGGCCUAAGGGUACUGACUUCAAGCACAGGGCUCCAUUUGGACAAAGUUAAUUAUAUGUAAUCUGUAAGCAACUAUUUUUUUUUUGCCAUUGAUAGUUUCAAUAUUUAUGCUUGAAAUUUGUGAAACUUAAAGAUAAGGGUGUCAAGACAAUAUUUCAACACUUUCGUGCUUUGCUUAAAUUUUACAAACUUCAUCUGGUUGGCAAACAUUUUUUGAAAGGGCUUAAUUGUUAACAUAUAAGUUGCUGUUGACCACUAGGGGGCCUACAGUUUAUCCCUCGGCGUCCAUGUUGAGACAAGAGGCAAAACAGAGGUGUCCCCCAACUGGAAAAGGGACACAUGUCCUCUCAUGUGUUAUGCGAUUUAACUUUUGAAAGCUAUUAAAUCCUCUUACCUUACAAGAAAUUAAUGAUGUACCGGUAUGUAACUUGGAGAGCAAAUUCAAUUCUUAGGAGCAGCUUGUUGAAAAUUGCCCUGAGAUUGGAUUGAUAAGAAAACAUUUUAAGAAGUGAUGGGGGUGUUGGAAAUACUUUUGGUUACCCAUGCAUCUAGCCUUGCUGGCUUUUUAAAAGAUAUAUAAUGAAUGCCUAGUAACAUCCAUACUUUGUUUUCUGGUGCCAUUCAAGAAGUAUUGGCAGCCAAGGGUUUGCCGACCCAUCUUUGAUUAGAAAUUUUUAUUUUUUUAAGACAUUGGGAAUUUAACGGAUGCUGCAGGGAAAAAUUAAGAAAACAAUUAAACAUCUUUAGAGUACAUACUGAGGUUAUCUUUUUUUAAAAGAGGUGUUCCUCACAACGGUCUCACGAUUUAAAUUUUCUUCAAAAACAAAAUCCUUGCCUAUAAGGGUUUGAAGCAAUGUGAUAAGAUUUAUUUAUAUUCAACUAAUGUAUCAGUUGAACUUAACUCACCCACAAAGACAUAUUAACAGUGUGGGCUCUAAGGUUGUGUUUUAAAAUUUCAUGACUUGGUCUGACUAGACAUUAAAAAAAAAUUUAAAAUAUCAACAAAAUUUACAGCAUAUUUUGACUAACACGUGCUGUAUAAUUUUGUAAAAAUGAUUGCAAUCUUGUGACACCUACAUGAUGAAAUGAAUUGUAUCUUAUUUAGUUAUUUUUUAAAGUUUAGUAGUUAUUGUUAAUUUGAUAGUUCAUGGUAAAGUUAAUCUACACCAACUUCUAACUGGUCACUAAUGAUAUAUUCAAAUCGGUUUAUGCUUACUUUAAUGUGUCAAUUUUAAAAUAAAAGUUACAUUUUUCAUACAAGUAACUGGGAAAAAUUAAAUCAAGUGGGUGAAAGCUUUAGAGAAUGUUUCAACUAUGUAAGCAGAAAUUGGUAUACAUCGUUGAAUGAUAAGGUUUGACUAUCUGGAUUUUUAUCUUUGUCACAUAAUUAAGAACAGAUUGUUAUCAACUUACAAUCCUUGUUUACACGACACUGCAUGCUUACCGGAUAAUUAUUAGGAUGCAUGUUCAAACUUACCAGUAAAAGAUUGCAUAGAGACAUUACAUCAGUGAGUUAUUACACAAUUUGUUUUUAUAUAAAUAAUAUUUUCUCCUAGUUGUAUCUGAAUAUCAUGUUGUAUGUGAGCAGAGAAUUUGAAUAAUUAAUUUUUGCAUAAGAGAUUUAGUGUAUCAAAAUAUGUGCAAGCUUUGUAAUUUUAUUUCUUUUGCAACCUUGGGUACUUAAAAGUCUUCAAUUAUAUACAAAUGAAAGUGCAGACAUUGUGUAAUUCAUUGUUGGUUUAUGUCAUUUGAAAUCCUGGAAAUAACAUUUGCAGUGGACGAUUAUGUGACCUUUGAUUUAAUUGAAUCCAUUCUGUUCUUUUAAUGUUCUUGUCUGGUGUGAGCUAUGGUUAUUCAACUACUCUUAGACGGCCUCCAUUGCACAUUGAUUGUUUGUUACAAAUAAUGUACAAUCCUUAAUUUAUUUUAGCUCUUAAAAAAUGGUGUUGCAGGAUCUACAUUUAUGUCACAAUUUGAGUUUUUCUUUUUAAAUUAAAUGAUUUUUAAUUUUUUUUUAAAAAUGUGUAUUAAAAUUUCACAAAUUUUUAUAAUCUUGUCUGAAUCAAACAAAUUGUGUAAGUCAAUAGAGGAUCACAUGAAUGAAGCAAAUACAUUGUGGGUAUUAAUAAUUAUACAACAGUUGUAGCUUAGAGACCACAAGUGAAGUUAUAAAGGAAAAGACAAUAAAUAGGAGGGUGAAAAAAUCUCUUUGUAGCCAAUUUAUUUAUCGAUCCUUCACCUCAGAACAUAAGGUCACAUGAUCUCCACUUUUCCUCCUAACAAAAA